Messenger RNA from Zerene cesonia (dogface butterfly), 4151 nucleotides. It is a transcript of the gene ERp44, whose product is annotated as endoplasmic reticulum resident protein 44. NCBI's taxonomy places the organism in Eukaryota, Metazoa, Arthropoda, Insecta, Lepidoptera, Pieridae. The transcript is spliced from 7 exons. The record is from RefSeq and is a predicted model, not a curated record. The coding region runs from base 172 to 1374 and encodes 400 amino acids.
AGUGAAGGUGAAGCAAGCGUCAAUUCAAGAAAAGCAGUCACCUAAAUUGUAAAGGUGGAAGCAGGAUUAAUGUCAACGUCGUGUGCCUUUUUAUUUGUGAAUCUUCUGGACGUUUACUCAUUUUUUUAGCUGAUAAAUAUUAGUCCACAAAAGUGUUAAACCAACGCAAACAUGCAUUAUUAUAAACCGAUACCAAUACUUAUUGUUUUGAUCUUUCACACAUUUUAUAACCCGACCGAUAGUGGUGCUGUACAAAUUACACAGAGUAAUUUAGAUAUGGUUCUAGCUUCCAAUGAGGUGGUUUUUAUAAACUUUUAUGCUGACUGGUGUAAAUUUAGCAAUAUGCUUAUGCCCAUAUUUGAUGAUGCGGCGGACGAAGUGUCAAAAGCCGGGUAUGAUACUGGGAAAGUUGUUAUGGGAAAAAUUGAUUGUGAUAAGGAGCCAGCUAUUGCUACUAGAUUCCACAUAACAAAGUAUCCCACUCUGAAACUGUUUAGAAAUGGAUUACCAGCUAAAAAAGAAUACAGAGGACAACGGUCAGUAGAAGCAUUUGCAGAAUUCAUUAAAAAGCAGCUAACCGAUCCUGUUCUUACAUUUGGAUCAUUAAAAGAGCUUCACAACUUGGCGGAAGAUAAGAGACACAUCAUUGGCUAUAUGGAUAGAAGGGAUCAGCAAGAGUAUGAUGUUUUAAGGAAGGUGGCUGCUUCUCUUAAAGAUGAAUGCCUUUUCCAUGCUGGCUUUGGUGACGCCUCUCAGCAAAUGCAUCCUCCAGGUCAGCCCAUAGUUGUAUUCAGAACGGAUAAGAAAACAUCAGUUGAGCCUGAUGAAACCUAUACAGGGUCUUUGCUGAAUUUUGAUGAGUUGUACACUUGGGUGCAAAAGAAAUGCAUACCUUUAGUUAGAGAGAUCACAUUUGAAAAUGCUGAGGAACUUACAGAAGAAGGCCUGCCGUUCCUUAUACUAUUCUAUCAUCCUGAUAACCAUGAGAGUAUUAAGAGGUAUAAAGAAAUUGUUGCAAGGGAAUUGGAAUCUGAGAAACAAAAUGUGAACUUUUUGACGGCUGAUGGAGUUAAAUUUGAACAUCCCCUGCAUCACCUUGGCAAAUCAGUUGCUGAUUUACCUUUAAUUGCUAUCGACUCAUUCAGACAUAUGUAUCUGUUCCCUGAUUAUAAGGAUAUGGAAAAGCCUGGAAAGUUGAAGGAGUUCUUGCAAGAUCUAUAUUCUGGAAAAUUGCAUAGAGAAUUCCAUUACGGCCCUGACAAUCCCCAAGUUCUGUUGAAUGCAGAAGUGAAAGUGACUACACCACCUGAAUCUACUUUCAAGAAAUUAGCACCAUCCAAAAAUAGAUACACUCUACUCAGGGACGAAUUAUAAGGCCAUUUAACAUUGUGUUAGUAAUUAGAAAUUUAAUUUCACCGAAGCACGUUUUUUUUUCUUUUCUUUUCACCGAAUGGUUUUUAAUUUAAUUUGUGAAUGCUCAAUUGAAAGAAUAGAAAUUUAAUUAACAACAAAUAACAUAAAUAUCUGUGUCUAUUUAUUGUUUAUGCAGUUUCAUAAAUGAGCUUUACUUUAUUUGUCAUUUUAUGACGUUUUUAUUGCUACAUAAUUAUUACUUUUUUCUUAAAUGUUUCCAUACUAAUGAUGAAUUUGGAAUUUGUAUUUUUAUUUAACCUGUUUAAUUAUGUAUUCCAUUUCAUACAGAGUUCAUGAAAUUGUUGGUAACUUUUUAGUGGUAAAAUUUAUAUAUUCUGGUAAAGAUUACUAGUGACGUCAAUCACUAAAUCUUUUAUUUAAAUUUAUAAUGUCUAACCAUAUUAAAAUAAGUAGUAAAUAUAUCUUACUAGGCUUUUAACGAAAAGCGAUCAUAGCAAUGUAAAUUUGCAAAAACUUCAUACAUUAACUUUGUUUACUCUUUUAUUAAAAUAUAAAUUUUAAGGCAUUGAUUUACAAUGUACGGCUAUACUUACAAUUACGCCCAUAAAAUAUUCUAAAUAAAAAUCUAUCUACGAAUCUAUUCGGCACAUUUUCCACUAAAUUGUGUUUCUUCCGCGUUUUGAAUACAACGCUACAGAAUGAAAUGUUCUGCGAAAAUCUAUCCUAAUAAUAGAGUAUCCAGAUUUCCAAAAGAUGGAGACACAUAUUUCAGGUAGGUGUCACUUGGAAAAUAAAAAGUGUUGCUAAAAUGUACUUCUUGCUUUGUGUUUGCGUCCAUCUCUUUCGCGACAUAACUACAAACUCGUAAUGAGAGUAUACAGAUUUAGAACGUUACUCCCUAGGAAUUAAGUGUUGAUUUGUAUGAUUAUGUUAAUGUAUACGCAUAUACAGCGCCACUCGUAUAUACACAUUAUUGAUGACCUUUUAAAUGGCGAUUGUGAGUCUAGUCGCUUAUAGUAUGUCAAUGCUUUAAGGACUUAAAAAAACAUGUUACAAAGAUUAACACACUUAGAUGUAAUUUUUAAAUAUUUUUCAGUGGGAAAAAGGGGUUGCAAAAUUCCUAUAGCACUUUAUUGUAAGUCUAAGUAUGUAUUGUAAGUUUGUAUUUAUAAAGAUAUUAGAAGGAUUUUUAAUUACAGGAAAGAUUUUGCACAUACCUUUCUUAAGCUGCAUUUAAUUAUCUGUUUAUUCUUUAUAUAAUCUGUGGAGUGUUCUUUGUAUUUUGAUAGAAUUAAUUGCUAUUUAAUAAUAUGUAUUUACUCAUAAUACUAUUUAUUAUUUUUUUCUUAUUGAAAUACUUUUAUCUCAUCUUUCACAAUUUAAUAUUCAUAUGGUUGGAAUCAUCAAAAUUUAUAAUGUAAUAAGUAUGGAAUUCUAUCAUUAAGACAUUGAUUAAUGAGCAAUUUCGUUGUCCUUUAAAUCGAAUAAUAUGUUAUUGUUUUUUUUGGUCUUUGCAUAUAAUUUUUUAGCACGUUUUGACACAUAAACAUUAUUGAUUUGCUUACAACUGUUUAAGUAUACACUUCUGGAAGUAUACUGAAUUUUUGAUAUCUGUAUCUAUCGUAUAAUGAACUGAUACUAAAAAAAGUAAAUUUUGAAAUCAAUUAUAUAAGAAUAUUUAAGGCUAAAUGAUGUACAAUAAUAAAAAUAAAUUAUAACAAUGUUCUUGUUUUCUGGGUCACUUGCGUGCGAACAUUCCACCAAUGUACGAAUGUUUGCACAUGCAAAAACAGCGCACCGCAAGAAGGCGAAAAAAUUAGCAAAUAUCGUUCUACACUUAAAAAAUGAGUUUGUAUAUUCGUAGGAAUGCGAGUGAAUGGCAUUAAGCUACUUCCAUCAAACUUUUAUGUUUUCAAGAACUGCAGAAUGUGUAUAUUAUGACAGCUUAUCUAUGUGUUUAUAUUUCGGUAUUCUUUAAUUAAUUCUAUAAGACCAUAACGUAAUCUUUAAUAAUCUUUAAUAAGUUUCGCAGUGCGCACAUCUCAUUUAUUUUUAAAAACAAUAUAGUGGAAUUCGAUGCUAGAAUGUUUGGUUGUUUGUACUAUAUUAUUUAUAGUUGUUAUGAUGUAUUCAAACACAAGUUUACGUGUGGAAUUAUAUCUUCCUCGAUAUUAAUCAAUAAAAAGUCUAUAUUAAUAUAGCUCCUAAUAUUAUAUAGCGUUUCUGUUGCAUUUAAUUUCGAAGUAGGUAUUAAAUUGGCUCUUAUAUCAGUUAUUAUAAAAAUAGUGUCUAAUGAUUAUAAAUAUAUUUUUAAUGUUUUAGUUUAUAACCAAAAGAAGUAUACAAAAUUAACGCAGAUGUGUGUGAGCAGCUGAAAUUCAAAUAUUGCAAACUGCGUCUAAUUUGAUAUUGAAAUUGGCAUAUGAUUAAUACACAAAUAUGUAUUAAUCAAAUAUAUUUGAAAUUUCUUCAAUACACGAAUAAACCCCCCCUUUUAGCAAAUAAUAAUCUAUGAAUAUUCUGCUUUUGAAAUUAGGAAUUGCUUCCCUUAUAGUACAUGUAGGAUUAUAGAUUAGUUGACGUACGAAAUGUACAAAAUUUGUUAAAUAUAACAAAUAUAUUAAAACUUUGAUAACUGCCUCCAACAAACAACAGAAGACUAUAACUGUAAAUAGGUAUAAUGUACCUAAUUACUUAGUAGUAUAAUUCAUACGUGUAAAUGAUUGUACAAAAUGUAUGUUUUGUGAAUUGUGUAAUAAUUAAAAUUUUCAAGCCUA